Molecule: messenger RNA, 8448 nt
Organism: Oncorhynchus tshawytscha (Chinook salmon)
Lineage: Eukaryota; Metazoa; Chordata; Actinopteri; Salmoniformes; Salmonidae
Product: probable JmjC domain-containing histone demethylation protein 2C
Biological process (GO): regulation of transcription by RNA polymerase II
Cellular component (GO): histone deacetylase complex; chromatin
Molecular function (GO): histone H3K9 demethylase activity; transcription coregulator activity; chromatin DNA binding
Source: RefSeq, a predicted model, not a curated record
UGUUUUAAAUAAUGUUUCAGACCUUCAGUGCUGGUGAGAUUCUGCCUGUUUUCCCUCCACCCUCUAGGAAACACGUGGGAAUUAUUUGUACAGAAGAGAGUUGGAAAAGAGAAGAUGUUGAAGGCUCUAACGGUGUUUUUGUUGUUUCAGACGUUCAGACCUCUGGUGGGGAAGGCUACUCUGGGUUCCAUCACGGCUGUAGAAUUCUUCUCUGACAGACAACUGGACUUCCUGUCUGACCACGGAGCAUACCAGCCCUACCAGGAGGAAGUGGACAGUUUGAGUCCUGUUCUCAGGGACAACCCUCAGCUUCAUGAAGAGGUCAGGUUCUGGCUCAAAGAUCAAAAGGUUCAGGACAUUUUUUUGCAAGGUCCAUAUUCAUUAAAUGGUUACCGAGUUCGUGUUUACAGACAAGACUCGGCCACUCAGUGGUUCACAGGGAUCAUCACACAUCAUGACCUCUUCAGCCGUAAUAUGGUUGUGAUGAAUGACCAGGUUCUAGAGCCCCAGAACGUUGACCCCUCUAUGACCCCUGUUCUAGAGCCCCAGAACGUUGACCCUUGUCUGUCUCUGUCAGAUGACUACUAUGUUCUAGAGCCCCAGAACGACCCCUCUAUGACCCCUAACAACUCUGCCCACGUGAGGUCACUACACCCGCGCCCAAGCCAACAGCCCCAGACCAGUCAUGAACUCCUCUGGCGGGGCAGUGAAGCAGGGGUCAGGGGUCACCACCCAGCAGGGUCAAGGUCAGGGCGGGUCCCAGAGCCAGCAGGCCCCAGCGCAGCACUCCCUUGCCAGGAACAGACACAGCACCGCGGACCUGGCUUCUCCAGGAGGAAGGGAUCUGACAGCAGUGUCCCUGAUGAUGACUUCAAGGGAGACAACGUGGACUGUAACGAGAGAGCAGGGAGAGGAGGUGAGGAUGAUGGUGAAGAUAGAACAAGAGACUUCUUUAAAAGUACGAGCAGCAAGCAGGUGGCUGUGAACAAGCGGAGGAAAGCGGAGGAGGAAGAGGAGGAAGAGGAGAAGAAAUCAGGUUUGAAAAGACUGAGAAGCGAGACUACAGUGAGGUCUGACUUCUCUGAGAGCAGUGACUCUGAGAUGUCUACCAAGAGAACCAGGACGGCAGACUCCUCCUCUUUUUCAGAGCAGAACUCAGAGGAGGAGCUAAAAGGAAAGACCGGCCAGGAGGGGCACAAGACCCAGGGUUCUAAGACUGGGAAGGAGUCUGCUCUGACAGGCAGUCUCUCCCCCUGGGGUGAGGAGCUUCAGAAGGCGGAGUUUCAGCAGUCAUCAGCCGACAGGGAGCAGAGGUCAUCCCUGCGACAACCUCAACGACAGGGGGAACGGUCUCCACUGCAACAGCAGCAGGCCCCUCCCCUGUCCUCCUCCUCCCAGGGCUCUGCCCCCUCUGAGGGCCAAGGGGAGUGCAUCAUGGAGAACAACAGCACUAUGAAAUCCCAGACCCAUCCCCAGUCCAAGGACCAGUACACCAGCGCUGAGGUGGUCUCCAGGACCCAGACUCCCUCUCAGUAUAUAAUCGACAUCACAGCAGAGGAUGCUAACGCACACAUGGCCUCCCGGGAGAACUCUGAGGCCGUCUCGGCCCUGCUGGCCUCCCAGAAUCCAUCUGAGCCCUCCUACCUCUCUGAGCCCAGCAGACAUUUGGUGCUGAACCCCUCUGUGGCCCCUCCCUCUCCCCUUCGUAAGAGCCCCUCGGAGUGUGACCUUAGGAACCAGACUCCCUCAGUGUCAGAGUGUGACCUCAGGAACCAGACUCCCUUAGUGUCAGAGUGUGACCUUAGGAACCAGACUCCCUUAGUGUUAGAGUGUGACCUUAGGAACCAGACUCCCUCAGUGUCAGAGUGUGACCUUAGGAACCAGACUCCCUUAGUGUUAGAGUGUGACCUUAGGAACCAGGCUCCCUCAGUGUCAGAGUGUGACCUUAGGAACCAGGCUCCCUCAGUGUCAGAGUGUGACCCUAGGAACCAGAGUCCCUCAGUGUCAGAGUGUGACCUUAGGAACCAGAGUCCCUCAGUGUCAGAGUGUGACCUUAGGAACCAGAGUCCCUCAGUGUCAGAGUGUGACCUUAGGAACCAGACUCCCUCAGUGUCAGAGUGUGACCUUAGGAACCAGACUCCCUCAGUGUCAGAGUGUGACCUUAGGAACCAGACCCCCUCAGUGUCAGAGUGUGACCUUAGGAACCAGACUCCCUCAGUGUGUAGGAAGCCGGAGGUAAAGCAUGACAUAGCUGGCAGCCUGGGCAGUAAGAUGGGGCUAGUCCAUUCAGUGGUGAUCAGACCUAUAGCAUCAGUCAGUGAGUCUGCUGCUGUAGUAGAGAGAGAGAAGCAGCUAUAUUCCUCCAUGCUGCCCUGCAUUAAGAACGCCUCAUUGGCCGACGAGGCCAGGAAGUCGUACAAGCUAAGCCCCUCCCCUGAUGUCCCCAAGCCCCUCCCCUCCCCAGAGGCCCUGAAGCCGAAGCCCCUCUGCUCUCCUGACAUUGUCAAGUCUAAAACACAGAGUGUUCUGGAGACUUGUUCUAAAGCCAAACCCCUCACCUCCCCAGAGGUGUCCAAGCAUAAAGGCCGUUACCCGGACAACACCCCUCGCUCCAGCUUUAAGCCAGUCCUGGCCCGAGGGACUGAGUCGCCAGGAUCUUGCACUAAGAGUCCGCUAAUCAUCGAUAAGAACGAGCAUUUCACCGUGUACCGGGACCCUGCGCUUGUCCGUCCCAACCAGGAGACCAACCACGUGUCCUAUCUGCACCCCCAGCUCCACCACCUCCAUGCCUCCUCCCACGCCUCCUGCCUCACCCCCUCUUCCACCCACCACCACACAUCCCACUCCCACCACCACCUCCUCUCCGGGGUGCUCUCUGGCCUGCCUCCAGGCCCCUUGCUGGGGGGUCAUCCCCGACUAGACUCCUCAGGGCUGGGGCACCUGGGACUAGCUCAUCACCACCCUGUCUCUCAGCCCCAGACACACAGCCACACCUCAGCCUCAUAUAACCAGCUGGGGCUGUAUCCAAUCAUCUGGCAGUACCCCAAUGAGACCCACUCCUAUUCCCCAAGACUCAACCUGCCCGGGUCCAAGUGGGUGCACCCUGAAAACCCUGUCAGUUCUGAGACCAACAUGAGGAGGAACACGGCCAGCCCUUGGCUACACCACCAGGUCCCUGUCUCCUCCUCUGACAGCCUGGACCAACUGAGCCACGUCCCGGUCCCCAUCCGACCAGCCAGCGCCGACCCUCACCGGUCCGACCCCCAUCCCCACCUUUCAGAACCACACCGCUCGGACCCCCACCGGCUCAUUAAGAUCAACCCCACGCCAGCCCCCUCUGCCACCGGCCAAGACCGCUGGAGAUCUUCACAGGGAUUAUUCCUUCUGAGGGCUGUUCUGGAUUUGAAGGGUUUUGUGGACCCCAUCAGAACCAUCACUCUGGCCCACCUGAAGCAGGAGCAGGACCGCAGCAGAACCCCGACUGGGAAGGACAGUCACCUGCACCAGCUCUACCUGGAGGCCUGUAAUAAACAACAGCAGCAGAGGAUGGCCCAGCAGCAACAGCAGGAAGCAGGGCAGAGGGACCGGGCCAGUAUGUAUAAGGAGGAGAACAGACGGAUCCUCCAGGAGAGCAUUGGGGCCCCCUUCACCGCUAAGAUCCGCUCCAGUGAGACCGACAGGGAGCCUAACCCCUACCCCCGGAUCCCCUCGCUCCCCUCCCUGCCCCACCCCUACCCCCGGAUCCCCUCACUCCCCUCCCUGCCCCACCCCCAGCGCCCCCACCAGGAGAAGGAAACGGAGCCCCCUGCUGCAGACCUGUAUCAGUUUAAACAGCAGUCCCAGCACAGUCUCCCCCCCAGUAACUACUUCACUACCCUGUCCAACAGUGUGGUCAACGAGCCACCGCGUCUCUACCCCUCUAAAGAGCUCAACUCAUACUUUGACAAGGUGAGCAGGGAGCAGGAGUCUGCAGCAGCCUCUAGUCUCUCUCUGGGAGGAGGGGCAGUGUUCAGCUCCAAGUCCCUGUCCAAACCCCCUCCUCUCAUCAAACACCAGGCUGAUGGGGAGGGUCUGCUAGGGAAGAUAUCAGAGCAGCUGAACCAGCAGGUAAGCCUAUCCAACAUGCAGAGGUAUCGUCUCAGUACCAUAGUCAGCCCUGUUAGUCCAGACCUCUCGCCUUCCUCCAGUCAGAGCCAGAAUCAGACCCAGAGCCAGACCCGAACCCACUGUCAGAGCCAGACCCGAACCCACUGUCAGACCCAGAGUCAGACCCAGAGCCAGACCCGAACCCACUGUCAGACCCAGAGCCAGACCCGAACCCACUGUCAGACCCAGAGCCAGAGUCAGACCCAAGCCCAACUAAGGUGUAUGCCAGCACUGCACCGUGCCCCUGUGUUCCACCCUCCUAUCCAGCAGACACUGGACAGGAAGGAGGCGGGCUACGGCCGUUUGUCUCCACCCACCCUGACCCCCAUCCAGCCAGUCAGCUCGGCCGGUAAGGUGUCUGAGCAGCAGAAACCGCCCACCCUUCUGCCCGAGCUACGGGAGGUCAGCGCCGUGUGUAAGGGCGGGGCAGCGAUGACCUCAUCCGAGGUGUGGCGAGCCGGCGACUCUCAGAGCCACGACAAGCUGGGAUGGCAUUCUGAGAGGAGCCCCGGCAGGAAGCCUGGGGCCACCACGGCAUCUGUUAUCGUCCGUCCCUCUACGUGUAUAAAGUACGACGGCUCGCCAGGCGCCAAGACCUCUUCCUCGGCCAAGGACUCUCUGAUGGGGAGGAUGUUCCCAGGCGGCAGGCCUCAGACAGUCUGUCUGAAACUGGCCUAUGAGAGAGACAGGGAGUCUGGAGGGAAGGUGAUCCUGCCAAACACUAACUUGGAGGAGGCUGUUUGCGUGCAGCAGUACAAUAACAACUUUAUGAGAGUGUCCCAGUCUCAGGGAACCUUUCCAGUCUCUGUCUCGGCUGCUGCCAACUCUGUGUGCAAUAGGAGUAGUGAUGUGACUAGGGCAGUCUCCAACAUGGCUCCCUACGGUGUGCUGAGUAGAAGACAAGAGAGAACCUACUGUGGGCCCAACACCUCCAGCGCUAGCAGGACAGAGAGCUGUGGCCCUCGGGGCAGAGCCUUCCACUCAGGGCCUGGGUUAGAACCAAGGACCGAGCUCCAGCAACAGGGGAGCUCCUCCAGAACCUCAUCCCCCAACCUGCACCCCGGCCCCAGCCUGGCCAGCAGUACCCAGGCCUCUCCCAACCCCAGCCAGUCCUACUAUGGGAGCUUUAUCCAUCUGAAGAAGCACAAGGCAGCGUUGGCGGCAGCCCAGCAGUCCAGAGGUCCUAGCAGCAGCACCAGUGGUAGUGGUCCUGAGAGCCUGAUUGAGCCAUCUAACAGUAAAGCUCUUCACAUCUCCCCUCCACCUCCCCUUGCCUCAGCCUCAGCCCAGAACCACAGAACCACAGCAAGCCCAGGACCACAUCAAGCAGGAGCUAGCCCCAGCCCUGGCCCCCUCCCCAAUGGCCAGCCAGCCCAGAUGAACCAGAGCCAGUCUCAACCCAACUACCACAAGCUGAAGAAGGCCUGGCUCACCAGACACUCAGAGGAGGACAGAAACAUAAACACUAUGAUGAAAACAGAGGAGGCUGAUAAGGCUGUUACCACCACUGUGAGCCCCUCUGUGUCGAAGGCUGUUACCACCACUGUGAGCCCCUCUGUGUCGAAGGCUGUUACCACCACUGUGAGCCCCUCUGUGUCCAAGUCUGUUACCACCACUGUGAGCCCCUCUGUGUCGAAGGCUGUUACCACCACUGUGAGCCCCUCUGUGUCGAAGGCUGUUACCACCACUGUGAGCCCCUCUGUGUCGAAGGCUGUUACCACCACUGUGAGCCCCUCUGUGUCGAAGGCUGUUACCACCACUGUGAGCCCCUCUGUGUCGAAGGCUGUUACCACCCCUGUGAGCCCCUCUGUGUCGAAGGCUGUUACCACCACUGUGAGCCCCUCUGUGUCUGAGAUGGAGAUGAUCAAGCCUUGCACCGUCACUCUGAUUGCCUCUACCUCCAGUGAUGUGGAGAUGAAGAUAGAAGAGGUCAAAGGUCAGGAGGACAAGAUGGCCGCUGAGGACAGGAUUACGCGGCGUGGCAGCAAGAGGGUGUACGACCACGACUCGGCCUCAGAGAGCGGAGAGGACUCUGACGCCAGCGAGAGCAGCAAGCAGGAGCAGAGGGCGAAGAGGCAGCCCAAACCCACCUACAAGAAGAAACAGAACGACAUGCGCAGAAGGAGAGGAGACGGAGAGAAAGAUGAGGAUGAGCUGAAACCCAACAGGAUCUUUAGGAGCGCCAGGGAGAAGACCAAGCUGAAACUGUCCAGCAACAAUGGUAUCCCCCGCUCUGUGCUGAAGGACUGGAGGAAGGUGAAGAAGCUGAAGCAGACGGGGGAGUCGUUCCUGCAGGAUGACUCGUGCUCCGAGAUUGGACCCAACCUGCAGAAGUGUCGGGAGUGUCGUGUUGUUCGCAGCAAGAAGGGGGAGCAGCCGGCUCAUUCCCCUGUCUUCUGUCGCUUCUACUACUUCCGCCGCCUGUCCUACAGUAAGAAUGGAGUGAUCCGUGUGGACGGCUUCUCCACUCCAGAUCAGUUUGAUGAGGAGGCUCUGUCCCUCUGGGCUCCUGAUGUAUACGAGGAGAAUGAGUUGGACCCAGACUCCUCCAAGUACAUCCUCUCAUAUAUAGGAGACCAGUUCUGUCAGAUGGUCACCACUGAGAACACUGCUGCUACAUGGAUCAAAAAAGAUGCCAAGAUGGCCUGGAAGAGGGCUGUGAGAGGGGUCCGGGAGAUGUGUGACGCGUGUGAAGCCACCUUGUUUAAUAUUCACUGGGUCUGCCACAAAUGUGGCUUCGUGGUUUGUCUGGACUGUUACAAGGCAAAGGAGAGGAAGACCUCCAAAGGUCAACAAAAGCACGCCUGGCUGAAGUACAAGGGACAGACAUGGACUCCAUUGACAACACAGAUUAUCCCAGGAACUGUUCUGACAGAGGUGGUGAGCGCCAUGCAUCUGUUCAGGGAGAAGUACAGCAUCAGGUCUCCCAUUGUCUGUACUGGGAAACACAACCCUCUACUCAGCAAGCUGCCUGCUACCAACGGAGUCUCUCAGGUUCUCCAGAACGUGUUAAACCACAGCAACAAGAUCUCUCUAUGUAACGUGAAGACAGAGCCUGGGCAGCUGAACCCCAUCCAGGGUAAAGCUGAGACUAACGGAGGCUCCAGCCCUGCCUCAGACCCCUCCUCUGACUCCAAACCGACUCCCCCGGAGUCCCAGAGCCCUCUCCACUUCCUGGCUGACCUGACUGAACAGAAGUCUCGGGAAGACAAGAAAGAAAACAAGGAGUCUCCUCUGGGUAAGGUGGGCAAGGAGGAGAAGGUCAGUAGCCUGGAGUCUCUCCACUGUAGAGCGUCUAGUCUGGUGUCUAACAUCACAGAACAGGGCUCUACUCUAAGAGACCUCCUGACGACCACCGCUGGUAAACUACGUCUGGGCUCUACUGAUGCUGGCAUGGCCUUCGCUCCUGUAUACUCCACCGCAGCACAGAUGGGGAAGAGUGGCCGUAGCAUGCCCAACAUCCUGGAUGACAUCAUCGCGUCCGUGGUGGAGAACAAAAUCCCUGCCAGCCGAGGAGCCAAGCUGAGUCUGAAGCUGGAGGCCACCACCACCACUACAGAGGACAGGGAGGUGAAGACGGAGAGGAUCGAGAGGAAGAAGCAGCCUGGGACUGGGACAGGUCCUAACCCUGGGACAGGUCCUAACCCUGGGACAGGUCCUAACCCUGGGACGGGGACAGGUCCUAACCCUGGGACGGGGACAGGUCCUAACCCUGGGACGGGGACAGGUCCUAACCCUGGGACGGGGACAGGUCCUAACCCUGGGACGGGGACAGGUCCUAAGCCUGGGACGGGGACAGGUCCUAAGCCUGGGACGGGGACAGAAGAGCUUCCUGAACCCAAGCCUCAGCUAGAGAAGGCCCUGCAGCUCCAUGCUGACAUCCCCCACUGCUGGUUGUAUGAUCGCAGACUGCUCUGGCUGAAAGACCAUCGACACCCUGGCAACUGGAAGCUGUUCAGAGAGUGUUGGAGACAGGGACAGCCUGUCCUGGUGACUGGGCUCCAUAAGCCUCUGAAUGCAGCUCUGUGGAAGGCAGACAGCUUCAACCUGGAGUUUGCUGACCAUCAGGGAGACCUGCUGAACUGUAAAGAUGGACUUGUCUCGAACUCUGGAAUCAACGAGUUCUGGGACGGCUUCGAGGACCUCACCAAGAGACCCAAGUCUAAAGACGGAGACACCGUGGUGUACAGGCUGAAGGACUGGCCAUCAGGAGAGGAGUUCAUGGCCCUGAUGCCUUCCAGGUAGGCCUAGGCCAACUCAUCAUAGCCAAGCAUACAGUCAUAGUCAUGGGGAUUCUCCACA